Messenger RNA from Emiliania huxleyi CCMP1516, 450 nucleotides. RefSeq lists its product as hypothetical. The coding region runs from base 1 to 450 and encodes 149 amino acids. The record is from RefSeq and is a predicted model, not a curated record. Gene Ontology annotation, molecular function: metal ion binding. The transcript is spliced from 2 exons. Lineage: Eukaryota; Haptophyta; Isochrysidales; Noelaerhabdaceae.
AUGGCCGAGACGCCCGUCUCGUCCAACCUCAACCUCAUCCUCACCAGCAGCAGCAGCCCCGACGAGGCCAAGCUCGACGCGCGGGCGACCGACGCCUGCGAGCGCACCCUCUUCAAGGUUCCCGCCGACGGCUACAUUGAGUCGUCGCGCUCGCCCGCCGCGCCGGGCUGCCUCGCCUUCUGCCUCUCCGCCGAGCGCGUCCUGGACGCGUGCUGGGUGCGGCCCGCGGCGGAGGAGGCGGGGCCGAGCACGCCGUCUGCUGCGAUGUGCGACUCAUGCUUCGAGGACACCGCCGACCCGGUCACGGCGGCGUGCGGCCACGCCUUUUGCCGCGGGUGCAUCGAGCAGCACUGCCCGGCCGGCGCACCGUUGACGUGCCUCGUUUGCUCGUCGCCGCCUCCGCUGAAUGCGGCCACGGUCGUCACGGUCGAGGGCGUCGUGGGCUCGUAG